Thalassophryne amazonica is the source of this 1320-nucleotide messenger RNA. RefSeq names its product isotocin receptor-like. The record is from RefSeq and is a predicted model, not a curated record. Gene Ontology annotation, cellular component: membrane. NCBI's taxonomy places the organism in Eukaryota, Metazoa, Chordata, Actinopteri, Batrachoidiformes, Batrachoididae. The transcript has 2 exons. The coding region runs from base 1 to 1179 and encodes 392 amino acids. Gene Ontology annotation, molecular function: vasopressin receptor activity; peptide binding; oxytocin receptor activity. Gene Ontology annotation, biological process: G protein-coupled receptor signaling pathway; maternal process involved in parturition; positive regulation of vasoconstriction.
AUGGAGAUAAAAGCGCAAUACGAAAGCUGGCCGCAGAAUGUUUCAUGGAGCGACUCCAGUCAUCCAAACGGCACUGGUUUCGGGAACAUCACAGCCAAUCCUUCCAGACGAAACGAAGAAGUGGCCAAAGUGGAAGUGACUGUCCUGGUGCUUGUGCUGCUGCUUGCUCUGACCGGUAACCUGUGCGUCCUGUGGGCCAUCCACUCCACGAAACACAGUCACUCUCGGAUGUAUUACUUCAUGAAACACCUCAGCAUCGCCGAUCUUGUGGUUGCCAUCUUUCAGGUGUUGCCACAACUCAUUUGGGACAUCACCUUUCGCUUCUACGGGCCGGAUUUCCUGUGCAGGCUAAUCAAAUACCUGCAGGUGGUCGGGAUGUUCGCGUCCACCUACAUGCUCGUCCUGAUGUCCGUGGACAGGUGUUUAGCAAUCUGUCAGCCGCUCCGAUCCGUGCGUAAAAGGCACGAUCGUUUGUGCGUAAUGGCUUCGUGGACGCUCAGCCUAACCUUCAGCACCCCUCAGGUGUACAUAUUUUCAAUGAAGGAGGUCGAGGAGGGAGUUUUUGACUGCUGGGGGGAAUUUGUACAACCCUGGGGCGUCAAAGCUUACAUCAUAUGGAUGAGCUUCAGUAUUUACAUUUUACCUGUGGUGAUUUUAAGCAUCUCCUACGGCUUGAUAUGCUCUAAAAUAUGGCAGAAUUUCAAUUUAAAAACUAAACGGGAGCAGUGCGUGUCUCUGUCGCCCACCACAUCCAAAGGCGCGCAUCCCCUCUCUGGUGUGAGCAGCGUGAGGCUCAUCUCCAAAGCCAAGAUCCGCACUGCCAGAAUGACUUUUGUCGUCGUCCUCGCUUUCAUUAUAUGCUGGACGCCGUAUUUCUUUGUCCAGAUGUGGUCUGCGUGGGACCCUGCAGCGCCAACCGAAGAUGUGGCCUUCAUCAUUGCCAUGUUGCUGGCCAGUCUGAACAGCUGCUGUAACCCCUGGAUCUACUUGUACUUCACUGGUUAUCUGUUCGGUGACCUGAUGCGGUGCUUCUUCUGCUGCUGUAGAUCUUAUAUGACAGCAUCCUCCUGCAGCUGUGACCACCAGUGUAGGCACAAAUCCUCCACCUACGUCAUCAAGAACGGCAGCAGCCAGAGGAGCCGCACCCAAAUUUCCAGCACAGGAGGACUCAGAAUCUAAUGCUUCACUUAUUCAGUAAUUUAUUCUUCAUGCAAACCCCAUUUUUCACAUUUAAUCAUCUUCAUUGGUACUGCUACAUAUGUAAGUGAGAAAAGAACAAAUGUGACCAAAAUAUCUCAAAAAGAGAGACGUCUAAAUGGA